AUGCGAGAGCAUGGUCCCCCGUCUUUUGUCACUGUAGCUCCGAAGUGGUCAACUUGGACCUCCAGUUGCCCGGCGGUAUCGACCACAGCGCUCAGCGUCGCCUCCGUCGAUCUUUUGUUGUAUGUUCUUCUGUCAUGGUUGCAAAGAUCUCCGAUCAAAAUGAGCACCCUCCUCAACGGUUUCGUAGCCCCGAAGGACAAUGCCAUGUCCCGAGUAUCAUGCCCCGGCCCGAACCCCGCCAGAAUCAACCUCGAGCAGAACAACAUAGCGCUCUUCGGCCCCAUCCGUCGCAGUCACAGUCGAUCAACUUCACCUUCGUUCUAG
This is a messenger RNA of Peniophora sp. CBMAI 1063, 324 nucleotides long. Lineage: Eukaryota; Fungi; Basidiomycota; Agaricomycetes; Russulales; Peniophoraceae. The record is from the annotation of a GenBank genome assembly.